Podarcis muralis (Common wall lizard) is the source of this 1972-nucleotide messenger RNA. It is a transcript of the gene BBOF1, whose product is annotated as basal body orientation factor 1. The record is from RefSeq and is a predicted model, not a curated record. NCBI's taxonomy places the organism in Eukaryota, Metazoa, Chordata, Lepidosauria, Squamata, Lacertidae.
CCGGUUGCCGUAGCAACGGGCCGCCGCGAGGGAAAACACCAGCGUGGCUUCUAGGGGGAAACAUGAAGGGGAAAGGGAAGGCGAAAGCGGCGAAAGGAGGGAAGGGGAAGAAGGGCGGCCCCGGCGGCAGCGGCAAGAAGGUUGACGUGAAGGCCCUGAAGGAGGAGUCGGAGGCCGACAGGGCUAAAGCUGCGGCGUCGCUAUGGGAGGCCAGGCUGGAGGUGACCGAGGUCUCCCGCAAGGAGUACCGCGCCGCCGCCCGCCGCCUCGCGCAGAACAACGAGGAGCUGGAGCGGCAGCAGCGGCGGCUGGAGAGGGACACGGUGGACGUGAUGGGCUACCUCAAGAGGCAGGACAUGGAGAAGGAAGAUCUGAUUGAGAAGCUAAAGCUGCAGUUGAUUGAGGUGAAGCAAAAAGCCAAAGAAGAGAACGAUGAACUGGUACAAUAUUACACCAAACAGUUGGAGGAGAUGGAGGAAAAAUUCAACAAGAAGGCCAAAGAAAUUGGCCUAAUUCAAGUUGAGCUGAAAAUGAUAAUGGAUUUUCGCAAAAAGAAAGCUCUUUUGGAAAAACAACUUGAAGAUCUCAAUGAAAUCAUGGAAAUCACAGAAAAAGAACAUCAGGAAACAAUCUGCAUGUUGGAGAAAAAGUUCCUUGAAGAAAAGCAACGACUUGAAAGAGAAGCAGAGAAGAAGAUUUAUAUGCUAGCCGAAAGGGCUCACCAUGAAGCCAUUAUGCAGUUGGACGCUGCUGGAAAAGCUGUUUUUUCAGAGAAUGUUCGUCUUCAUGAGGCUCUUGGAUACCACAUGAAGGAAACAGAAGAGUUACAAAAAGCCAAGCAAAAACUGGAGGAGAAAAAUGCCUUUCUCUUGCAGGAGAAGGAAACCAAUGAAUUGUUAGUUCAGGAAAAGAUACGGCAAAUCACUCAGCAGAAAGCCCUGAUCCAGGACCUGCAAAACAAGGUGAAAAAACUGGAAGAAGCUGUUUAUCAUAUGACCCGAGAAUUUAAAACUGAAGUUGAAAGUACCCAACAGAAGGCUUUGAUGCAGAACCAGGCAGGCCAGACAGAAAUUGCAAAGCUGCAGCAGCUGCUGGAAAUGAAGGAACGAGAGAUGAGCAGAGUGAAGAAACUGGCCAGAAAUAUCCUGGACCAAAGGACUGAAGUGGAGAAGUUCUUCUUAGAUGCUCUGGAGCAGGUGAAACAGGAGAUCAUAACCAGCAGAAAGUGCUACAAGCAGGUGGCUCAAGAUGCAUAUCAGAGAAAAAUGAUGGCAGCAUAUGCAGGGAAAGAUGAAUACCCUAAAAUCAGAACCUUUAACAACAAUGAGCACAGCACAAAUAGUGUACAAAUGGACCUUCUGGAAGCAGAGAAAUGGACAAAUAUUCAGAAAGGAAAACUGGACAUUUCUGAUUUGACCUGGGAGCAGAAGGAGAGUGUGCUGAGGCUACUCUUUGCAAAAAUGAAUGGCCUUAAACAACGGAAAUACGGUCAAGCUUUGGUUCCCAUAACUCCAGACACAAUGAAUUUAGCAGAACCAAAGAAUGCUGGCACUGAUGAUACAAUUCCUGUCUAUGCUUUCAUCACUCAGCAGGCACCACUAUCGGAGUCACCUCGUAAAGGAUCAUCCCUUCCAGAUAUUCAGGUUAUACCACCACAAUCCAACUAAGAUGGCUGCUAAUCAAGAAAAAUAUAUAAUGAAAGCCACCUUUCUUCAUGGGCUCCAGGUCUAUCAGGCAAAUAAUGCUGCAGUGAUGAAAUUCAAAUGUUUUCUAUACAUUUCAAUUUACUACUUCAAUUAUUCUUUCAAGGCAACGACUUUCUUUUAAAAAAAAUUCACUAAUGCUUUCUUGCAAGAUGGAAUCCUAUUUCUUGGUAACAUUUGUUUCAUUUUAAAGUCUUUGUAUUGUAUAACUGUAUUCUGAAAUAAAAAAUGAGGGCAUUUUGUUCACAGCCCUUUUUGAUAAGGUGAAA